AAAACUGAUGUAAUAUCUGAUGGUGGCUAUGAAAUAUGAAGCGCAUUUAAUAUCACGAUAGUGAUAAAGCUAGAGACAAACACCUUUCUGAUUCGCAAUUCUCGAUGAAAUAAAAUGAGAGAAAAAGAGAAGAUGAAGUUAAAUAAAGAAUCGAUGAGAAGAAAAUGGUGCCUUGUUCGAGCGCUAUCAAAUUUAAAUUAUACGUCGAUUGACGUGUUUGUGUCACACACUCACUCAUGUCAAUCGUCUCAUGCUGUGUGAUUUGAGUAUGAGCAACAACGAAUGAACAGAAAAACAUGAAUAAGUGAAUUAAUCAAUGAACUUGUUACAUAUCGAUGAAGCAUGGAGUUCCGUCUUUCCAAGUUAUGUGCAAACGGAUAAUUGAUUGGAAGUCCUGUAACGCAAGAUGUUGACAGGAAAAUCCAUUAAUUCACAUAGCAAAUAACACCAAACACAAAAUCUGCAUUUAAAAUUAAUCUUUUUUCUCUUUCUUAUUCAAAUUAAUUUCAAAACUCGUUUUUACCUCAAAAUCAAUAUUAUUAACUUGGAAUUGAUGUAUUGAAAUACGAAAAUAUUAUUGAUAAAAAUUUUAUAUAAUGUAAUAUAAUGUAUAUAUUUCUAUAUAAUUAAAAAUCUAUAUAUAUCGAAUUUAUUUCAUCAAAUAAUAUGGAUAAUAUAUAUACAUUAUAUACAAGAAUUAUAUAUAUGUAUAUAUACAAGUAUUCAACGAACAUUAUCGCUAUUAUUAAAAAUAAACUAAUGUUUAUAGAUUAUAAUUAUAUCGAAUAAUUAUAUCGAUAUAUAUCGUAUAUUCAUCGAUAAGUAAAUAUUUUCCUCUUUUUUUUUAUAAAAAACAGAGACACAGAUGGUCAUAAAACCGAUUAAUCAUCUCUAAUGUGUUUCCUGGUUUGAAAAUAUAUUUUCGACAUUUUUAUCAAGGUUUAUUUUAUCAGACGGCCUUUGAUGUAUAAAAAUGAUUCAUUAUUAAAAGAUUUGAUAAGAUAUCAAUCUUAUACAACUUUUGUCAGUCGAAGAACAUUCAUCCUUGGUGUUUUAAUCGAUCGUACAUAUCAACUUUUCUGCUGAUCCUUGCAUAAACAUUGUUAAAUGCUUCGAUGUAUUUAUAAAGUAUGUUUUAUCGUUGCAACGUGACUAAGAACAGAAAUGCAUAAUGCGGAAAUUCUGUAAUAGCAUAUAUCGAGCAAUAAUUAAUUUAUAGAAAAAAAAUGUAUCAUAUCAUAUUAAUUCCUUUAGUACAUAUUUUUGUUUUUUCAAUAAAUCUGAUCAAUGAUAUAAGAUAUAUCUGCGAACGACCUUUAAACUUGAGUCAGAGUUCGUUGGCCGGAACCCAGAGACAUAAAGAGAUAUUUGCAAAGGGAUAUAAGUACAAGAAGCUCGUAAAAUUGAACAAAGCCGAAGGAGUGACAUAAAUACAACACGUGUACGAGAAAAUUUCAGAUUCAAGUUUACGAAUACUACUUUCGGAUUCAAAUUUAUUGUUCUCUGAAGUUAAACGAAUUAGAGAAUUUUGAGUAUUAUUUUUUAAAAAAGAUAUGAAUAAAUUGAUAAAAAUUAGACACCUUAUACAUCGUCGAUAGCUUCUGUUUAUACACGAAUAAAGGUGGUGAGCCUUGCACGUGAGAAAGUCAAAUCGAGGACGAAGACGAUUGAAAUGAGGAAAAGUAACGGAGCGAAUAACGGGUUGAUUUUAACGCAUCUUGCCGUUACGAACGCGUUUAUAAGUCUAGUUGUUAGGUCAUAGUAGAUCAUGUAACUUUACGAUCGAAUGCAUGUUAAUAAUAUGCUAUAAUUAUAUGUUAAUAAUAUAUUUACAUAUCUUAAUGUUUAUAUUUAUUUUCGUUUUAUAAGAGAAUGCAUAGUUUUAUAAAUGAAAAUAUUAAUCUAUUUAAUAUUAUUUUAAUUUUUAUUCAACAAAAUUUAGAAAUCUUAUUUAAUAAUAAUUAUCGAUAACAGUAACAUAUUUAAGAAUCCUUAUAUUAAACGUUAUAUAUUUAUGCCAGAAAAAUGAAAUAAUCAUCAAUUCAAGUUUACGAAAACGCUGUCAUUUCAAGAAAUUUAUGAUGCUAAUAUUUAUGUGAAUAAAUUGAUGCAAUAGGAUUUUCAGAAUUUUAUUAGCCAUCAUUUAUUUAUUUCCUUCGAAACAAAAUUUAGAAAAUAAUUUAUUGAACAUAAUUGAACAGUUAUUCGUAUGAUGAAAAAAUAAAUGCAGCAAUAAUUAAAGCUAUUAAUUAUAUAUUAUUAGAAUUUGAGAAAAAUAAUAAAAAGUUUGAAAAUUAGAAAUAAAAAAUUUGAAUGUUAUAAAUAUUAAAUAUUAAUAUUUUAUGUAUACAUAUAUAUAGAUAAGCCAUUUUGCGAUAGAUCAUAUCGAUUGCUCGAAUAUUAUCGAGGAGUGUAGUUACUUACCCGCCAAACUUCGGAACGUUCGUUUGCGCAAGUGCAAUUCGCGGUGGGAGAUCUUGUAUCAUAUGGGGGGGGUUUAUAGUAGUGGGGAAUCUUCGAAAGAGCGGAUUAAACGCGAAGCAGCUAGACUAUCACCGCGUAUAUACCGGUAUUAUUGGCAUGUUCCGACAAAUACGCGUUUUGAGCUCAUAUGAGCAUUAUGUACUGAUUAAACGUUUUAUUUGCGAUGAUUUGCAAGUGUACCGCCAGAGCACGCGAUUAACUAAAUGGCUUACAUAACUUGCGCGGUAACAUUAAUUAUUUCGAAUAAACCGCAUACAUUUUAUUUUUCAUAUCGUGAGUAUUAUUUCAAUAAAUCCGAAUUGGUGACAAUCUUUAAUAACCGCGUAAAUACGAUCAGUGAAAGUCACCCUUAUUGGAGUUUGGCACUCUUUCGUUUCUUCUCAUGAAUACGAAAUAGAGUUGCCGGUUCUUGGCACUUAUGUCUUUUGUUAAAAUCAACGAUAAAAACCAUGUGCAGUGCUGAAUAAUAAUAAACAUCAAAGUUAUUUCUAAAAGUAAUUCAACAAGAACGAAUUUUAAAUAAUUAAAUGUGUUGCAUAUGAAUUUAAACGUGGCGGUGACCUAGAAACAAUUCAAAGUAGUAACUUUAUCAUCAGAGUAGACAAAUCUCGCAACGGUGCCAAGAAAAAACCAAGUGGGGGAUUAAGAAAUGCGAUCAGUUCGUUCAGAUUGUUGUGUGACAAUGAGUUACGUUUGGACUAUGAUUAUGAAAUUCGCGCCACGAAACAAAAUUUUUUUUUGAAUUAUCAUGAAUAUAUUUAUUUUAUAUUUCAAUAAAUUAUAUUCAUCUAUAAAAUUUCUAAAGUUUCAAUUAAAAUGAAAAAAAAAAUUGAGAAAAGAAUUUGAUAAUAUAACAAAAAUACGAAAAAUAACAAAGAGAAAAUCACACGCGGUAACGAUUGUUAUCGGCAAUAAUAGACAAAAGUUGUUAUUGAAUUAUCUGGUGAAAUUUCAUUUCUGCGAUUGUUCUAGUUCGUGCUCGAAGACGUGCCAAUGGUUAAGCAUUCCAUCUAUAAAACACGUAGUUCACGUUUGCUGUGGAGUUGACGCACUGCCCGCGAUCGUUGCAUGAUAUCUCAUGUUUUUUGGAACACGCGGUCGUGUGUGUGUUCCAGUCUCGCGUCUCGUGCACGAAUUUUACGGUGACCUUUAACGGACAUAUAUUGAAUCAAGCGUGUGCCGAAAGUGCGGUGAAGUAAAAACGAAGUGUUGUGGCUUAUCACACGUGAAGAUGGAGGAUACAGAAGCCAAAAUCAUACCGGGAAUCAGCAUGUCCGUACUCAUACUCAUGAGCACGCUGUUUCUUGGCGGUGUGGUCCUUGUAAUCGGUUACAUUGUUAGCCGGUUGUCACAGUCCAAUAAAUCUUCAGAUUCAACGAAAAAUGUUAUAGAAUCGGAUAAAGUGAAGUUCGAAGAAUCAAGAGAUUCGACGAGCGGAUCGAUUGGGGCGGCUGGUGGUAGCAACAAACGUGCUAAAAACAAGAAGAGGCGCGAAACGCAACAAGAGUUCACGCACUCUUGGGUGGUUGGUGCACUGAAAGGACACACGGGGCCUGUUCUCGACAUGAAUUUUUCCAGUAAUGGAAAAUUUAUUGCAACUUGUGCUGAAGAUUGCGGGCUGCGGCCGGAAGAGGAGAUCCUGGAUCCUGGAGAUACGGGGUGCUAUAAGAAUCGCGUCGAGAUGUCAACGUCGACGAAGACGGGAAGGAGCAGGAAUAAGAUAACGCAACAGUCGGCAGCUCCGUCCAGCAUGACGUCACCGACGUCCACCUCGACCAUAUUACCGCCCCCCUCCGCGAAAGAGGAUCGCACGAUCCUGAGCAGGAGGCAAAGAAAAAACCGUACCAGGAACCCCAGAGACCAGCGCCGCGAGGAGCAAAGAAUGCAGGAGCAACACGCCGGCAACGGCGUGGUGGCCAGCCAGGUGACGUUCGACUACGAGAGAAACCCGAAUUUGAUUCCGCACGACGCGCGCUACCAGGCCAACAACUACAUCAUGGGCUACGGCGCGAUGAUGAUAAACUACGGCGUCAGUUACAUCAGUCCGAGGAGGAGUUGCGACUUUUUGAGCAACGAGAGAAGGCAACUGUGCCAGUUCACUGACGCCACACUGUCAUCGAUAUUGCGCAGCUACACGCUCACCGGGGAGACCCUCGCUCAGUUCGGCUAUCCCGUCGAGUGCACCUUUUAUCCGGGAUACGUGGUGUUCAUCAACAACCCGCACCCGAUAAACCACCGCAUACUGAGGUACCACCACUUGGACGCGAACGCCCAGGAAUUCGUGCCGAGCUCCCACCAGCAGUGGACCGUGCCCGAAAGCGAGGCCGACAGCGGCAACUCGAGCGGAAGUUCGGUGGACAACUCGGACUUCGAGCAAGAGGUCACCUCGUCCGACUGUUCGGACGUCGGAGAAUACUCGUCCUCCUCCGUCGAGUCGAAUUCCGUCGACUACAAUUACCAGAGGAUAACCAGGAGGUGCUCGAACGUUGAAUACUACUCGACGCCGGAGCUGAUGGCGAUCGAGCGGAAGUGCGCGAGGUGUCAUAAGAAUUUCUACGUGAAUCGAGAAAAUGGCGAGUACCUCAACGAGGAAACCUGCGUUCACCACUGGGGCAAGCUGCGGAACGGCUUGGACGGUGCUCAAGUCGAGUUGUGGGAGUGUUGCCGCAGCCCUGUCAUGUCCCGGGGCUGUACCACCUCGGUUUAUCACGUGUGGACGGGGGCGGCCCCGGGAUACAACGGCCCAUUCGACGAUUACGUGCGCACGAAACUGGCGCAAAUGGUGCCGCAAGAUGGUAAUUACGGUGUGUACGGUCUUGAUUGCGAGAUGUGCUUCACUCGACGCGGCCUCGAGUUGGUUAAAGUCACCGUGGUCGAUAUGGACGGAAGAGUCGUGUACGAUACUCUGGUGAAGCCCGACGCGGAAAUAAUCGAUUACAACACGAGGUUCAGCGGUAUCUCGGCCCACGACCUCGAAAAUGUUACGAAACGGUUGAGUGACGUUCAACAAGAUCUUCUGAGUUUUAUAUUUGCCGAGACGAUAUUGAUCGGCCACGGGAUGGAAAACGAUUUGCGCGCUCUCAAGAUGAUGCAUACGACUGUGAUCGACACGUGCGUCACAUUCCCACACUUUCUCGGCUACCCGUUUCGAUCGAGCUUGAAAACACUGGCGAGGACGGUCUUGCGAAGGGACAUACAAAUGUCGGAACACGACUCCGUCGAGGAUUCCAGGAUAGCUGUUGACCUUAUGCUGAGAAGGGUGAAACACGACUAUAAUAUAGGUAGUUAAUGUACAAGAAAAAAAAGGAAAGAAAGGCUGCCGAGAAAAAAGAAGAUAUAUGGUAAUAGAACGUAGAUAUAUAUAGUUAUAUUACUUGUAUAUAUGUGGUAUAUACAUACGUAUGUAUAUUAUAUAUGUAUGUAUGCGCAUAUAUACACACGCAACACACACACACACAUUAUAUACAGUGAACGAGUCGUCGAAUUUCGUUUCCGCAACACGAAGCUGCGCAUGCUCGAGACUUGCGAUUCGAAAUUCGCGCGUCUGCGCGAUCGCGCGACCGAGUCGCGUAAAAGAUUCCGAGUCGUGAGAGGUUAGGGCGUAUCGAUGAUUCGCAAUUUUUCCUUUUUGGCUGCUACGACUAACGAGAAAUCUGACACGAGGAAUCUAUUCCCGCGAUUUGGUCGCGUCGAUCUGCGAUAACUUCCGUCAGUGUUCAUUUCAAGUAAAGUCUGUGAUAACGUUACAUAUAGAAAGAAAAAUAUAGAAGUGUUGGUCCCCCGCCUCUCCUCCCUCCGUUGCGGUUAUAUCCGAUAUAUGCUCGUCACACAGGGGGGCGGCACUUUUUUUUUCAUUUGCACAAAUUGAUUCAAACAUAUCCACAUAAUUCAUACAUUCGGUAUCACGAGUGAAAAGCAAUAGUUCAAAAAAAUGAUAUUAGUCCAAGUUUUGUGCUGCACAUCAUUGCCGAGGAAAAAAAGAUUUAGCUCAAUUAUUCUUCUUCGAUUACUGUGAUAUUCUUCUUUUUUCUGUGAUCAUAUAUAAAUGAAUCUCCGUGAUGAUUCUGAUCGAAGAUUUUUUUUUCUUUUUUCUUUUUCUUUUUUUUUUUUUUUUUCUUUUAAUAAAUUUCUACUUCAUUGACACAUGCCUGAUUUGAAAAUCUAGACGAGAGUAACGGUUGAGGUGAACAAAGCGUCGAGAAAUCGAUACAAUUUACUUUUGUUCAUUAGAUUUUGCAUUCACUUUCGUGGAAUUGCCCCGCGAAAAUGAACACGAAAAUUUAGAAUAAAAAAAAAAAACACGCUUAUAUGACGUAAAAAUCAUAUAAUGGAAAAAAUUGAAAAAAAUUUUUUAAUAGAAAAAGAAAAAUAGGAAAAAAAAAAUUCGAAUUUUUUUGUAUAUAUAUGUAUAUAUAUACAUAUAUACACACACACACGCACACACAUAUAUAUAUAUAUGUAUAUAUAUAUAUAGUAACGAUGUUUCACGUUACGACUCUGUAAAAAAAUGUAGACUACUUGAUUACUUACGUUACCUAUUGUAUUAUAUUUUUUCAAUUAGCGCGAGAAAUGAUAAAUUCACACAGGGAGUGUACACGCAACUUGUACGUGACUUGAGAGGGAAAAGAAAAAGAUUUCUUUUUCGUUUAUAAUAAAAUCUCCGAUAACGGAAAAAAAAUGAAAUCGUGACCAAUCUGAUUUAUUAAUAUUUUGGUCUGCCAAAAUAACGUUUCCAUGCACGAGACAUUUUCCUCGGCAAGUGAUGUACGAUAUAUAAAUAUAGGCGCGCACCGUCUCUCGCUAUGUAAUAUAUAUACAUCGAGUCUCUCAUAUCUCUCACGGAUCAUGUAAAAAUAUAUUUGUAUUUUCUACGCAUGUAUAUAUACGUGUACGCGCGUCCAAAAUAUAUAUGUGUACGUAUAUAUACAUACGUACAUUCAUAUAUCGUAUUGUAAUACCAUCAUUGCGAUUUCUUCUUGUCAUGCAUAUUUCAUCCCGCGUGGUUUUUUUUUUUUUUGUACGGCGAGAGGAGGACACGCGGCGUCAUUGAUGCUGGUAAGUGUCUCUCGGGCUUCCACAAUGGUUUGCAUUUAAAUUCUUCUCAAAAAAAAAAAAAAAGAAAUACCACUAAACGAGGACACACACGCGAGAAGAUGUUACCCGAAAUCAUCUUUCCUCAUAUUUUUUUCUUUUUUUUUUUUUUUUUCUUUUUUCUAUAAAUCCGACAAUACGAAAUAGAAUUUUUACGUAAAGAAAGCCCGUGUCCUCUUUUCGCGUUUCUUAAACAAAAAAAUGAUGUACCUUAUCGUUGCGUGCGUACGUGCUCAAACUCCGCCCACGAUCGAUAACAAAUUUCGCCCGAUCGAGAAAAAAAGGGGAAAAAAGUAGAACGAACGUGAGCCGAAGCAAGCGAUAUUUCUUUUUUUUUUUUUUUUUUUUACGAUUGACCACGAUGUCAUCCAUGAUUAUCUCGCGUUCAUGUAUCGUGAUAUUUUUUUUAAUGUACAUAUGAUACGUGAUGUCUCGUGUAAACGACUGAAAUCGAUUCAGAUUCCUCCCCAUUGAAUCGGCGGGGGAUCCUGAGAUCGGGCUGAGAGCAGCGUUCGAAUUUCUCGCCUCACGCUACGAAUUAAAGACGUUAGAUAAAUGUCUCGCGGUUUUAUACUUUAUUAUCGAUGUUAUAUUAUUGACGCCCCGUGUUCAUCUAUCGGAUGUAUUAAAUAGAUGAUUAUGAUGAUGAUGAUGAUGAUGAUGUAAUAAUAAUGUAUAUAGCGAUGUUCUCGAAAUGCGCAUGAUUAUUAUGUAUGCAUAAGUAUUGAGCAAUUUUUUUUUGUAUCUCACUCCUUGAGAGCCAGGAAAAUUAUAUACAACUAGUUUUCACGGUGAGGGACGAUCAUUCUUGGAAACUGUUGCUUCGCAUUGAAAAUUAUUUUAUUUAAUUUUAAAUAAUCCGUCACCUUAUCUGUUCAUCCUAUUCUUUAUUUCUCUUUUUUUUUUAUAUUAUUUUAUUUUAUUUUAUUUUAUUUUCUGCCUCCUUUUUUUUUAUUUUUUAAUUUAUAAACCGAGACUCGCAUCAUCAUAAAUACAUUCUCAUAUUUGCAUAUUUGAUAUACGCGUAUAUUUUUUAUUUUUUAUUUUUUUUUCGUUCCGAUAUAUUUAAAAAUAUCCUUUUUUGAGAAAAUUUUUUUCUUUACGAAUUCGUCGAUAGAUAUAUUUCGAGGCAAUGUUUCAUUAAAUUGUUUCAUUAAAUCACGAUAAAUCAUUUUUAGAGAGAAAAAAUCUGCCGAUAUAAUACGAGGAGCAAUAUUGUUCAUCGCUUUGUAAAUAGCUUAAUAUUUAUUCGAGCGCAUCACCAGACAAAGUACCUGUGCAUCCUUCGAUGAAGAAUCAUCCUCCGAAGAAUCAUCAUGGCCGCCAUUUCGAAGAAAGAAUCUUAAAUCGCCAGAGGAUUCGUUCACGAUCGAUCUAGUUGUUAUACUUUUUCUUAUCUUUCUUUGUACAAAAAAAAAAAAAAAGAAGAGCGGACACUUCGAGCGAUUUACUUUUUAAUUUGUAACCAUUUUUAUAACAUUAAAGUAUUGAAAAAAAAAACAAAAAAAAAGAAAAAAUUCUUGAGAUUAAAGGAAAUAUGAUGAGAAAAAAUGAAGAAAA
This is a messenger RNA of Apis cerana (Asiatic honeybee), 9135 nucleotides long. RefSeq names its product transducin beta-like protein 2. The record is from RefSeq and is a predicted model, not a curated record. NCBI's taxonomy places the organism in Eukaryota, Metazoa, Arthropoda, Insecta, Hymenoptera, Apidae. Gene Ontology annotation, biological process: endoplasmic reticulum unfolded protein response. Gene Ontology annotation, molecular function: protein binding; exonuclease activity; nucleic acid binding. Gene Ontology annotation, cellular component: nucleus; endoplasmic reticulum.